Molecule: messenger RNA, 2045 nt
Organism: Hemicordylus capensis (graceful crag lizard)
Lineage: Eukaryota; Metazoa; Chordata; Lepidosauria; Squamata; Cordylidae
Gene: MEOX2
Product: mesenchyme homeobox 2
Exons: 3
Coding region: 327-1280 (317 amino acids)
Biological process (GO): positive regulation of transcription by RNA polymerase II
Cellular component (GO): nucleus
Molecular function (GO): RNA polymerase II cis-regulatory region sequence-specific DNA binding; DNA-binding transcription factor activity, RNA polymerase II-specific
Source: RefSeq, a predicted model, not a curated record
UCCGUGCUGCCGCCGUCCCCCUCGCCCGCUGCUGCUGCUGCUUGCGGCGGCGGACCUGGGAGCCAGCGAGGCCGCGGCCGGGGCAAGUGGCGGCGCGCAGGAGCCCUGGAUUAUCUGAGCACGCUGCUGCUGCUUGCUGCUGCUGCUGCUGCCGCGGCGGCGGCGCCUGGCUCGCGGGGUGGCUGGGAGGAGCAGCAGCAGGAGCGCAGCCGAGGACCCAGCAGCAGGAGCAGCAGCGACAGCCGCCUCUGGGCUGCCGGCGGCAGCGGCGGCGGCGGGGAUUCUCGUGCAGCGGCACUGCCGCGUGGAGCCGCGCGUUGCAUGCCAUGGAUCAUACGCUCUUCGGCUGCCUGCGCAGCCCGCACCAUGCCCCCGGCCAGGGCUUGCACCCCUUCUCGCAGUCCGCGCUGGCCUUGCACGGCCGCGCCGACCCCAUGUCCUACCCGGAGCUCUCGGCUGCGUCCUCCUCUUGCAUCAUAGCGGGAUACCCCAGUGAGGAGGGCAUGUUUGGCAGCCAGCAUCACCGGGGCCACCACCAUCACCACCACCACCACCAUCACCACCAGCAGCAGCAAGCGCAGCAGCAGCAGCAGCAGCCGCCGCCGCCUCUGCAGACGAACUGGCACAUCCCGCAGAUGGCUUCGCCGCCGCCCCCGCCGCCGCCUCCUCCAGCCACGGCCAGGCACAGCCUGUGCCUCCAGCCCGAUUCUGGCGGGCCCCCGGAGCUGGGCAGCAGCCCCCCGGGGCUGUGCUCGAACUCCUCGAGCCUAGGAACUAGCACCCCGACGGGGACAGCGUGCGCUCCGGGAGAUUACGGCAGGCAGGCGCUGUCCCCAGUGGAAACGGAGAAGAGGGCUGGCAAGAGGAAAAGCGACAGCUCAGAUUCUCAAGAAGGAAAUUAUAAAUCAGAAGUCAACAGUAAACCAAGGAAGGAAAGAACAGCUUUCACCAAAGAGCAAAUCAGAGAGUUAGAAGCCGAAUUUGCCCACCACAACUACCUCACCAGGCUGCGGAGAUAUGAGAUAGCAGUAAACCUGGAUCUUACUGAAAGACAGGUAAAAGUUUGGUUCCAGAACAGACGGAUGAAAUGGAAGCGGGUAAAGGGGGGACAGCAAGGGGCCGCAGCACGAGAAAAGGAACUGGUGAACGUGAAAAAGGGCACCCUGCUCCCUUCGGAGCUUUCUGGGAUCGGUGCAGCCGGCCUCCAACACACAGGGGACUCACUAGCGAACGAUGACAGCCACGACAGCGAUCACAGCUCUGAGCAUGCACACUUAUGAUAAAACUUAUGGAGGAGUCACCGCUCUGUUCUCAGGAAAGACAUGCUGACACAGCAAGCCUUACACAGACAUCCUUAAACAUAUGCAAGUGACUCUGGAAAUUAAAAAAGAAAGUGGACUUACGGUUUCUGCUACUCUUGAAUUCCCCCCCCCUUAGAUGAAUUUCAUAAGUGCCACACCUUAAAGGUGCCUUGUGAGCAGGAGCAGAAAACGAACUUGCUUUUGAACAUUCCAGAUGAGUCUGUCAUUUCAAUGACGUCGAGCAGGUAUUUUUGCUUUAGCUUGCACUGAAAAUGCCAUUGCUGUCAACAGAUUUAAUAUUCUGAGGGGAAACACACACACAGUGCCAACAGAAACACUGUCUAGUGGAUAAGAAAUGUAUUUUAACUCUGUAUAUAUCUACUUUGCAGCAUUCUUACUUUUCACUCAUUUUUAGCAAUGCAUUCAUAUUAGCUGUCGCUGAUGGCAAUAUUCACUCAUGAGGAUAAAUGGCUUUUUUGUCUCUCUAUUUUUGUUUUGUUGUCCCAGAGAUAUAUGCAGACGUGUGUUCAGAAAGCGAACAAUACAAGUGAGUCUGCUAGGGAAAGCCCUUAUACCACAGACAAAACAAAUCUUAUGUUGCAUUUACUAUCAACUGCUGCUAAUAGGGAAUUAUUAAACCUUGCUCCUCAAAUUUUCUUUCCUUAUAACAGCAAUGUUGUUUUUAUAGGAUCAUACAUGACCAGUCAGGAAAAGGAACCCCAUUCAUUCAUAUUUAAAAUUUAU